Chenopodium quinoa (quinoa) is the source of this 2061-nucleotide messenger RNA. RefSeq lists its product as uncharacterized. The record is from RefSeq and is a predicted model, not a curated record. NCBI's taxonomy places the organism in Eukaryota, Viridiplantae, Streptophyta, Magnoliopsida, Caryophyllales, Amaranthaceae. The transcript is spliced from 4 exons. The coding region runs from base 1 to 2061 and encodes 686 amino acids.
AUGAUUACUUUGAUAGAAAGGAGGCAAUUUAGUGGAGCCAAGAGUGAGAGCCCGUUGAAUCACCUAAGGGAAUUUGAGAAGUAUUGUAAUACUAUCAAGGUAAACGGAAUUUCUCAAGAGUUUAUUCGACUAAAGUUGUUUCCCUUUUCUCUUAUUGGUCGUGCCUUAGAGUGGUUGGAUAAAGAGGUUAAGCCAAAUUCCCUUACGACAUGGGAUGAAGUCACCAAAGCUUUCUUGUCUCGCUUUUACCCACAAAAGAAGACGGCGGAGGCUAGAGCCUUGAUCCAAGGAUUCAAACAAAGGCCUAAUGAGAAUCUCUAUGAAGCAUGGGAGAGGUACAAAGAGUACCAAAGAGAGUGUCCACAUCAUGGAAUUCCUAUCUAUCAAGUGAUACAAAUUUUCUAUAGAGGCUUGAGUGCUCAAGGGAAGGAAGUGACGUCGAUCAAAGCAAAGCUUGAGAGUGUUUCUACGAAUUCAUUGAGUUUUACCUCCCAAUCUAAAGGGAGAGGUACAUUUUCUAACUCUUCUCCUUCUACUUCCAAUAACAUGCCAAGUGGUUGUCUAUUUUGUGAUUCUUGUGGAUCUUAUGAUCAUGAUUCUUCCAUGUGUUCUCAAACUUUUGUUGAUGGAUGUGAUGAUGUUGAAAUUAAUGAAUGUGAACAUGUGAACUUUGUGUCUAAUGUCAAUGGUGGUCAAAGAUUUGAUGGUCCUAAGAAUUUUAGUAAUAGGAAUUCUCACCCCCAAGGUGGUUUCGAUAACUAUAACAAUGGAGGCUAUAGGAACCAAGGAAACCAAGGUUUUCGAGGUAACUAUAACAACCAAGGCUAUAGUAAUCAAAAUCCGAGCCAUGGGUAUGGUAACCAAAGUAAAUCUCAAGGCUUUGGUAAUCAUUACUAUAAUGGUGGCAAUAAUCAAGGCCGUGGCAAUUGGAACAACAACCAAAAUCGGGGAAGUUUUCAAAAUAACAACCAAAGGGAACCCCCACCCGGUUUAGCUCCAAAACCUCAAGGCAAUGGUGAAAAUUCUUAUUCCCAAACAUCAUCAUUUAAGACAAAUUUGGAAGAAAUGAUUGAUAACCAAACCAAGAUCAUCAACACAUAUAUGGCGGAUUGUGCUAGUUCAUCCUCUUUGCCUUCUCAAGGAGUGGAACCUAAGAAACUCGUUUGUUCUAUCACCACUAGGAGUGGGAGAGUUCUUAAUGAGGGAGCUUCUAGGUCCAUUGAGGAGGAUGAGGAGAGGAGUGACCCAAGAAUGGAAAUUGAGAAGGAUGAGUCUAAGAGUGUGAGUUAUGAGGAGGUGCAAGAGAAAAAAAGGAGUAGUGAGAAAGAGCGUGAGGAAGUGCGGAGACCCGACCUUCCAUACCCACAAAAAUUCUUGAGGCACAAAAUUGAUGAGCAAUUUGGAAAGUUUAUUGCUAUACUCAAGGAAGCUCACCUUUCUAUCCCCUUCACCGAUUCAAUUACCCAAAUGCCUAGUGCUUUCAUUCAUAAUGAGUUGCCCAAGGAAAUGAAGGAUCCGGGAAACUUCUCUAUUCCAUGUGAGAUCAAAAGGAAAAUGUUUAAUAAUGCUUUUUGUGAUCUUGGAGCUAGUGUAAGCGUCAUGCCUUAUUCCAUUUUCAAGAAACUCAAGCUAGGUGAGCUACUCCCAUCUAACAUAACCCUUCAAUUGGCCGAUCGAAAUAUUAUGAUUCCAAAGGGGAGAGUUGAGGAUGUUCCUCUUAAGAUAGGAGGGUUCACUAUUCCCGUUGAUUUCAUUGUGCUUGAGAUUGCGGAAGAUGACCAUAUCCCUAUCAUUUUAGGAAGACCUUUCUUAGCCACUUCGGGAGCCUUAAUAAAUGUUAAAGGAGGCCGUAUUACCUUGAGAAUUGGUAAGAAAGAGGAAAGCUUUGAGUUGAAACCAAUGAAUGAGUCUUUGUCUCUUGUGAAAGGAAUUAUGUGUGCUAAUUCCCCUCGCUCUAUUGAUAAUGUGUGCAUGAUUAAUUCUUCAACUAACGAUGAUCUUGAAAAUUGUGAUGAUGUUCUUUCAAGUUUUGAUGGCAAGAAGGUUAUGAAGAGAAAAUGA